GUGAGCAAACAAAACAAUGGUCGGUCACGUGCUGGUCUUCCCUUACCCCGCCCAGGGUCACAUGCUCCCUCUCCUAGAUCUAACCGCCCACCUAGCCUCCCGCGGCCUCACCAUCACCAUCCUGGUUACCCCCAAAAACCUCCCUCUCCUCACCCCCCUCCUCUCCUCCCACCCUCACUCCAUCUCCCCUCUCAUCCUCCCCUUCCCCCCUCACCCCUCCAUCCCCUCCGGCGUCGAGAACACCCUCGAUCUCCCCGCCUCCUCCUUCCGCCACAUGAUGUGCGCCCUCUCCGCCCUCCGCCCCCUCCUCCGCUGGUUCCACUCCCACCCCUCCCCUCCUUCCUCCCUCAUCUUCGACAUGUUCCUCGGCUGGUCCUCCCACCUCGCCUCCGCCCUCUCCAUCCCCUCCUUCGCCUUCUUCCCCUCCGGCGCCUUCGCCAUCUCCUUCCUCCACUCCCUCUGGCACCAAAUGCCCCACGCCGAUCCCGUGGGCUUUCCCCAUAUCCCCUAUUCCCCUAUUUACCCCUGGUGGCAGCUCUCCCCCGUUUUCCGCAGCUACGUCAAGGGAGACCCAGAUUCGGAAUUUAUCAAGGAUUCCUACUUGGCCAAUUUCCUGGGCCAGGGCUUGAUUUUCAAUUCGUUUGAACAGAUCGAGGGGGCCCACUUGGAUUAUUUGGCCCAUAAAAAGUUUAACGUUUGGGCCGUUGGGCCUCUCUUGCCAACCGACCGCGUCACGGACCGGGGCGGGUCCAGCUCCGUCGUUGCCACCGAGGUCUGCUCCUGGCUCGCCACGUGUCAAGACGACAGCGUGGUGUAUGUUUGUUUCGGUAGUCAGGCUGUGUUGACCAACGAGCAGAUGUCAGAGUUGACCUCGGGUUUAGAGAAGAGCGGAGUCAGGUUCAUUCUGUCGGUCAAGGGCGCCACGGUGGGGCACGGGGACGGGGCCGGGGCCUACGGCUCCGUCCCCGAGGGAUUCGAGGCGCGGGUGGCAGGGAGGGGCCUCGUCAUCAAGGGGUGGGCCCCGCAGGUGGUGAUACUGGGGCAUAGGGCUAUUAGGGCGUUCCUGACGCACUGCGGAUGGAACUCGACUCUCGAGAGUGUCGUGGCGGGAGUGCCCAUGCUGGCGUGGCCGAUGGGGGCUGAUCAGUAUUUGAACGCAACGUUGUUGGUGGAGCAGUUGGGGGUGGCGAUCCGAGUGUGCGAGGGGCCGACGACCGUGCUCGGGUCGGACGAGCUGGUGCGGUUUUUAGGGGAAGUUGCGAGCGACGGGUGGUCGGAGAAGCGGGCUCGUGCCGUGGCGCUGAGCAAGGCUGCGAGGGAUGCGAUGAAGGUUGGUGGGAAGUCAUACAAGAAUUUGGAUGAUUUUGCUGGGUUAUUAGCUAAAAAUUAGUUGAGCCCUAUCUAACAAAUGUAGAGUGACAUUGUUUCAAGUUUCAACAAAAAAAAAGGGGUGGAGCUCAAUUUGUAGUAUUUUCUUUUUGUGGUUACUGCUCUACUACUUGCUGCCUGUUUUCCGCUACCAAAACACAAUAGUAGGCGUAAUUCUCGGUUGAUGCAUUA
Molecule: messenger RNA, 1560 nt
Organism: Salvia hispanica
Lineage: Eukaryota; Viridiplantae; Streptophyta; Magnoliopsida; Lamiales; Lamiaceae
Source: RefSeq, a predicted model, not a curated record